UUGAUUUCUCACUUUAGUCUCCUUCUUUCUGGGGCUCUCGCAGAGCUUUCUUCCAUUUCUGCCAUGGCUGCCACCACUGGAUCUUCUUCAAGCUCUGCCGCUGCUGCUGAUGACCCAGCUCUUGCUCUGCCUUCUGUCCUCAAUGUGAAAUUGGAUCCUACCAAUUACCCCAUUUGGCUGGCGCAGAUCGUUCCUCUGCUCAGGAGCCGCCGCCUGAUCUCUUUCGUCGACGGCACCAGCAUUUGUCCGUCUGCGUUUCUUCUCGGCCCCGACGGAAAACCCAGUAACGCGAUCAAUCCAGCUUAUGAAGACUGGAUUCAGAUGGACCAGUUGGUGCUUUCUUGGAUCAAUGGCUCCCUCAGCCACCCUGUCCUUGCUACUGUGGCUAGUUCUAUCUCCGCCCGUGCUACCUGGCUUGCUUUGGCGGCUCUGUUUUCGACUCCGGUCCCGGUUUCUGAUAAUGGCACCGCUGCCAUGGUAGGUUCUGGUGGGUGUGGCUCAGGAGGAGGAGAGAUGAGCAGCAGCAGCACAACAGGUGAAGGAGAUUCAAAGCAGAUGGACCUGCCCGGGUAUAAGUUCUCUCCCACCGAAGAGGAACUGGUUGGCUUCUACUUGAAGAAGACGAUAGAGGGCAAGGACGCAAAAUUCAGGGACAGGAUCCCUGUAAUCGAUGUCUGCAACCACAAGCCUAGUGAUCUGCCUGAGUACUUCUUCAGCAAACCUAAUUACAUGAACACCAACAGCAAUCGCCGCAGUAGGACAACAGAUGAGGGCUUUUAUAAAAGCACAGGCAAGGUUCGUGAGAUCAAGGCUGAACAAUCCCAAGCUGUGAUUGGUAAUAAGAGGAUUUUGUCUUACUACGAAGGUCGUGUGCCCAAAGCCAAGAAGACCAAGCAUGUCAUGCAUGAGUAUUCUGUCACCAAGACUAAACUGGCCCAACUGGGUGCUCAAAACAAUCAGCAGAGGGAGUUAGUUCUCUGCCACCUGACGAAUAAGUCAGCAAAAUCUGAGAAGCUGAAAGAUGAUUCAAUCUGCGGCGAUGAAUUAGCUGAACCUGCUAUUGGUAAUGAAAUCUCCUAUAACUCUGAAGAUGAUCAAGCUGCUGCAACUGAUAUGAUUCAAGGCCCAGAUGAGCAUCUCGCAGACAAAGAUGUUCUGCUUGGCACUGAGAAUCGUAAUGAAUGCGCCGAGUCAGAGUCUCCAAAUGGUUUUUCUCCUACAGACAAUAAUGAUAUUUCAACCUGUGUAUGUUUUGGUUCACCUGGUAGCUUUGACGUACCUGGUGGCUUCUUCUUGUCUGAUUUUGAUGAUCUGUUUAACGAGCCGUCCUGUGCUGAUGUUGGAGUAAAUAUGGAUUCAACCUUUCUUCCACCUCAGCAGCUAGCAGCCACAUCAGCCACCACACCCACCUCAGCCACAUCAUUUGGUGGCUUUGGUGUUGGUUCAUCUGAUGGCUUCUUCUUGUCUGAUUUCAAUGAUCUGUAUACAGAGGCUUACUUUCAGCCAGAAGAAAAUCUGGGAUCAGUCUUUCAUCCAUUUCGGCCACAGGAUUACACACUGCUGUCAACAAGGAACACAGAACUGGGAGAUGUUAUGCAUGCCAAUAACUAUAUUGACAUGCAGUGGUGAGUCGCAGUCUCCAGAUAAUCUGGAGUUUACGAUUCUUUUCCCACAGUUCUUGAAUAAUUUCAUUGGUGACCAGGAUUAUUAUCCUGUGAAGAAACAACUGCUCUACUUUCAGUGACUCUAAUCUACCAGAGCCAUGGGGAGGAGUCUAUGAUAGCGAUAGUGGAGUAAGAAGUGAAAGGAACACUGAUUUUCUGCAUUAGCUGCUACAACAUAGAUAGUGCAACAUUUUAGUUAUAGGAGAGCAUCAGUAAACCACAAGAGGUCUUGGAAGGGUAGCACAUCACCCUUAUCUACAAAACAAAUUUGAUUUCUUUUCUCAAAGGCAGCACUUUGGAGACCACGUCUCUCCUGUCAACAGAAGCACAAAUAUUCCUCAAAGCAGUUCUCUUCAAAUAGUGUACUCUCUUAAUAAUAUCACACUCAAUACCAAGCAGAUCCAUUCAUGUCUUCACACGUAGGAGGUGCUCCGAGAAGAAUCCGACUGCAAAGCUGUAUCACAAGACAAGGUGAGAGACUUUCAAUUGAAAACGUGAAGAGAAGCCUUUAUGGCUUUCUCACGGUAAAUAAAAGCUCUUGUUUGAAGUUUUGAGGAGGCUAUUUGCUAUUUUCACUAAUGUGAUUUCUGUAACUCUGUUUGCAGGUUAGGGAAGCUGCAGAGUAUUGUAUUGCUCUCUUCACCUGAAAACCAAGUCCUGGAAGUAUACAGUUCGAAGCAGGUGACAAUAGGGUUCUUUUGAUCUUAAUGGAAGCACCUCCUUGAAACCAUUAAGCAAGUCCCGGAUGGGGCAUGGCAUAAUAUUUCAAUUCCAAUUUCUAGCUCUAGCCUUAUUCUCAGGCUUUCGUUCUCAAGUUCUUGCUCUAGUCUUAUUCUCAGGCUUUCAUUCCCAAGUUCUUGCUGUAGCCUUAUUCUCAGGCCUUGGUUCUAGCUGUAGCCUUAUUCUCAGGCUUUCGUUCCAGCAGUAGCCUUAUUCUCAGGCUUUCGUUCCCAAGUUCUUGCUCUAGCCUUAUUCUCAGGCUUUCGUUCACAAGUUCUUGCUCUAGUCUUAUUCUCAGGCUUUCGUUCCCAAGUUCUUGCGCUAGCCUUAUUCUCAGGCUUUUGUUCUAGCUGUAGCCUUAUUCUCUGGCUUUUGAUCCAGCUGUUGCCUUAUUCUCAGGCUUUUGUUCCAGCUGUAGCCUUAUUCUCAGGCUUUCGUUCCCAAGUUCUAGCUCUAGCCUUAUACUCAGGCUGUCGUUCCGCACUCUAUUGUUCUGGAAGUGGCAUUAUACAGGAUCUGCUUCUACAUGGCUGCUGGAGUCUCGAUAUAUAAUACAGUGACCAGACGCUAAUGUGACGUUAUGGUUAUUGGUAUGGAAGUUUGAGAUUCCUUCCUAAAUGGAGUAGUAAUUACAAUCAUUGUAAAACUGCAUGAUUAUGAUUGGUUUAAAACCUAAUCACCUUCAAGCAGAAACAACCAACCCUACAAUCAUUGUAAAACUGUAUUAUUAUGAUUGGUAUCCUUGUAAAUGUUGUUGAUUUUGUUUUUGUAAUUGGCCUAUACCAAAUGCUGCGGUCCUGUGCAGCAUUCCUGCGGCCCUAGUGCACUGUAUCUUUGUCAAUUUUGUAUAUUAAGAACCUUUCAGUGUUAAAUGGAAUUUUGUGUGUUAUUAUA
Prunus dulcis (almond) is the source of this 3278-nucleotide messenger RNA. Its product is annotated as NAC domain-containing protein 91-like. The record is from RefSeq and is a predicted model, not a curated record. The coding region runs from base 64 to 1629 and encodes 521 amino acids. Gene Ontology annotation, biological process: regulation of DNA-templated transcription. Lineage: Eukaryota; Viridiplantae; Streptophyta; Magnoliopsida; Rosales; Rosaceae. The transcript is spliced from 4 exons. Gene Ontology annotation, molecular function: DNA binding.